Molecule: messenger RNA, 4098 nt
Organism: Nipponia nippon (crested ibis)
Lineage: Eukaryota; Metazoa; Chordata; Aves; Pelecaniformes; Threskiornithidae
Source: RefSeq, a predicted model, not a curated record
AUGGGGCUGCUGGAGGUGCGCGCGUUGGCCCCGUCGGACCGCGGUCUGCGCCCUCCGCCCCGCAGAGCCCUCCCCGGCAGCGCGGCCGAGCCGGGGAAUGGCCGGGGGCACGGGGACGAGGGCGAGCUGCGGCUGCCCGAGGUGCAGGACCUGGCUGCUGCCCCGGCUGCGGGAGGAUGCUCAGCCCUGCGGCAGCACCCGCUGGCUGCCUGCGGCGCUGGGGACGCCAGGUCACUGGACGCGGCGGUGCAGAGUGCCCUCCAGGCCCUCUACCCCCCCUUCGAAGCCACGGCCCCCACGGUCCUGGGCCAGGUGUUUCGGCUGCUGGAGACCAGCUACCGGGGAGAUGGGCUCUGCUGCCUGCUCCAGUUCCUCAUCCCGGCCAAGCGCCUCUUCGAGCACGUGCGGCAGGCAGCCUGCGCUCCCUACUUUAACUGCAUCUUUCUCCAUGAAGGCUGGCCCUUGUGUCUUCACGAGAAAGUGGUCGUCCACCUCGCGCCACUCAACCCCCUCCUGCUGCGCCCUGGGGACUUCUACCUGCAAGCGGAGCCCUGCGAGGAGCACUCGGCACGCAUCACCGUCAAGCACCUCUCCCACGACCUGCGCACGGUGGAGGAGACACCCGUCCCCGAGGCCGCCUACGCGCUGCUCUUCACCAACGAGUGGCUGGAAGAGAUCAACGGUGACCGGGCCAGAGCCCCCCUGCACACCUGCCUGGUGGCCACCGAGAACGGUGUCGCCCCGCUGCCAUGGAGCAAGAUCGCCACGCCGGAGUUCAUCGACAAGCCCAAGGCUGGAGCUGAUGGCGUGCCCACAGGGGCCCGGCACGGCCCCGUUCCUGAACCAGCAGCCGAGCCGCCAGCACCCAGCACACCCACGCCCCGUGGCACGGCGGAUGCCCCGGUGCCCUACAGCAAUGUCGUGGGCACUGUCCCUGGCUGCAAGGUCACCUCUCGGAAGUCGAGCCAGGGAAGAUACCCAGGACUGAUCAAGGUGGACCAGGCUGGGCUGCAGAAGAAGCCGGCCACGCUGGCCGUGCCCAGCCUCUGCGAGAUCAUCAGCCAGAACCUGGAAGGGGAGUACGUGGACCUGCUGGAGCUCUCCCAGGAGCAGCUGGACCUCCUGGCCAGGUCCCUGCCGCCCACCUGCCCGGCAGCGCCAACGGGGGCCAGGGCCGAGGCAACGCUCCCCUGGGUGAACGAGGACCUGGGGGCAGACGCCUGGCCCUGCGGGGGGGCACCCAGCUCGGAGGAGGGUCCCUGCACCCCGUGCCUGGGGAGGAAGCUGAACCAGGAGCCAGAGCUACAUGGCCCACGGUGCCGCCACCGCGACUCCUACCUGGCCGCGCUGCAGAACCCAGUGAGCUUCGGCCCCGGGCUGAUGGCAGCCAUCCUGGAGGAGCCGGAUGGCCCCAGCCCUGAGCUGUCCCCCGCCACUCCCCGUGAGACCCCCACGCAGCACAGGAGGGGGGCUGGCAGCCCCACGCUUCUCACCCGCCGCCCCGGCCCUCCGCCCGGGGGGGCCGCCCCCCGCCCCCCCCCGCCCCCCAGCCACAAAUUCUCCUUCCUGAAGGGCCCGCGGCUCGGGGCGGCCCCUGGGGACGAAAGAACCACCAGCCAGCACGAAGGGGCCUGGAAAAAGAUGUCUGCCAUCUACUCGCCCAGGAUGGGCAGAGCCAAGCCAGCUGGGAAAGCCGCUGCCCCCGCGGAGGAACGGUCCCUGGAAACCACCGGUUGCAAGAACAGUCCCUCCGUGCCCAGCACCAGCACCCCUGGCCGGGAGCCGCCGGCCUGGCAGGACCUGCAUGCCGGGCUGCUGCGCUCGGGCAUCGUGUGCCUGCCAGGGAGCUCGGACAGGCUGGGCAGGGCCCUCCUCCAGGUGACCACCAGCGGCAGCGCCUGGGGGGCCACGUGGUGCUCGGCCACCGAGCUGGCGAGGCUCAUCCUCUACCUCUGCUCCCUCCCCAGGCGAGAAGCGAAGGACGGCGGGCUCACUGUUGUGGUGGAUGCCAGGAAGCAGUCGCCUGCUCCUGUCCUGUUCUCGGCCCUCCGCUCUGUCCAGCGAGCGCUGCCGCCCUCCAAGGGUCCCCCAGAGCCUCCCCUGCGCCCGCUGCGCGGUCUGAUCCCCUGGCUGGCGGCAGCCUCUCUGGCAGCCCCCGGCGCUGCCGUGCCUGAGGCCGCGGUUUUUAUCUUGCAGAUUUUACCCAGCGUCUCGCCCGGCUGCAUCCACACCGUGCUGCUGCUGGCCGAGAAGGAGCUGGUCGCCCACCGUGAGAGGCUGCCCGGGGUGCAGGUGGAGACCCUGGCGUCGCUGAAGGCUCUGGGCCGCUACAUCGACAGCUCCCAGCUGACACAGGAGCUGGACGGCGCCUUCCCCUACUGCCACGGCGAGUGGGUUCAAUUCUUCCAGAAACUGCAUCCCUUCACGGCCGGCCUCAGGCGGGCAUCAGAGGUGCUGCAGAGCUGCAUCCAGGAGCUGCGGAGCGCCGACGCGCUGGCAAGGACACAGGAUGCGGCCGCGUGCAUUGGGAGGCACCAGGAGCUGAUGCGGAGGGUGCUGAGCGACCCGCAGCUGGUGUGCGUGCAGCGCGAGGGGGGGGCCGUGCUGGCCAGGCUGCGCAGGGAGGCCACCCGCCUCAGCGCCUCGGCCAAUGUCAGGACCAGCAUGGAGUCAGCCGAGGGGCUGUACAGCCAGCUGGAGGAAGAGCUUCAUGACCUGGUGUCCCAGUCCAACAGCUGCCUGGAGCACCUGGAGUUCCUCCGAAAGGUCCAGGGGCUCGAGGCGGAGUUCAGCAAGCUGGGGUGCUGGCUGGACGGGGAGGCAGCGGCACGGCUGCGGGAGAUGGGCGCCGAGGAGUGGAGCCCCGACAGCUUCCAGGGGUCCGCCGAGCAGUUUAACGAGUUCCUCGUCCAGGCAACAGCUCAGUACCGGCACGGCCUGGCCCUGUGUCAGGAGGCGGCUGAGGUCCGAGACGCGGCUUUCCCUGAGGCAGACCCCUUCCAGGCGGCUGCAGCCCUUUUCCAGACGAAGCUGAUGAGCUUCUACAGGCAGGUGGAGCGGCGGCAGGCUGAGCAGGAGCUGCUGCGGGAGCUUGGCCAAUUCUCCGGCAAGGUCACGGGGCUGAGGCUGGACUGCAGGCAGUGCUCAGCCCGGGGGAGGCGCGGGGAAGGCCAGGCGCUGCAGUGCCUGCAGAGCUCCUUCCAGAAGCUCUCAGUGGAGUUUGCCCUGGAGAAGCUGCAGGAGAUGAAGGCUCAGGUGUGCAGGAUGCAGAGCAGCCGAGGGUUGGCAGCCUGGACCGAGGCACGGCACCGGUACCAGGAGACCCGGCAGAUCCUGGAGGAGAUGCUGGCAGAGCUGCAGGAGGCCUGGGGAGCACAAGCCGACGGGCAGGGAGACGCCUUCGGCUCCCCCAGCUCGGGGGCCGCAGCCCCUUGCAAGGAAGCCCCAGGCUGCAAAGCAGCUGCCAGCCCCGAGCCAGCCGUGUCAGGGGGCCGGGGCGCAGCAGAGCAGCCAGAGCCCAGCGCCCUGGGACCGGGACAGCCCCAAGGGUCAGGACAGCCCCAGGCCAGCAGCGUUCCUGGCCCUGCCCUGGGCGCAGAGCCGAGCUCCCCGCAGCCCCGCUGCCGGCAGGGGCCGGAGGGCAACUGUGUCUUUCACCGCCACGUCUCUGCUGACGCCUCCCUCCCAAAACCCGAGAGCGGAGCCUGCCUGGCAGCUGCAGGACACCUUGCCCAGGAGCGCAGCCAGCCCCUCCAGAGGCAUCCCUUCACCCUGCCUCCCCGGGCGCAUUUUCCAGGUGCUGACCCGUUGUCUCCCACCGCUGUGCCCCACGAGACUGUCUCAGCCCCUGGCACGCACGGUCCGCCUGCAGAUAAGCAGGCAGAAGCCACCCAGUACUUCCAGGUUUCCACCCAGAGCAGUUUCUCCUCUGAAGACUCAGACUCGCAGAACUCCACCGAAGAAGCCCCAUCCGCGAGGCUGGCUUUGCUCCGGGACCUCCAGAGUCCCAGGCCACCUUGCCCCUCCGAAAAGCCCCCCCAGAUUGUUUACCUGGAGAACCACCACACCGAGAGUCCAGCUAAAGCAAAUGCCAACUAA